UCACUGCACUGCAGAGCCGUCAGGGUACGCUGAAGACAUCGUUGUGUGCCCAGCCCUCAGAGAGGAUGCUGAGCAUGGCUGGCCAGACUUCCUGUGGACUACUUUACCAAAUUGUAUAUAUGUGCAUUGCUGAAAGGUCUCUGUUCAUCCCCUGUACUAUGUCUGCAGUCUCUGGUCAUUCCCUGUACUAUGUCCGCAGUCUCUGGUCAUCUCCUGUACUAUGUCUGCAGUCUGCAGUCAUCUCUACUGUCCGCAUCUCUGGUCAUCUCCUGUACUAUGUCCGCAGUCUCUGGUCAUCUCCUGUAGUACAUCUGCAGUCUCUG
Messenger RNA from Staurois parvus, 323 nucleotides. The record is from the annotation of a GenBank genome assembly. NCBI's taxonomy places the organism in Eukaryota, Metazoa, Chordata, Amphibia, Anura, Ranidae.